AUGUCAGAUCCUUCACGGGUCCGGCCCGGUCACUUGGACCUAGGUUAUCGGUCUCUUCCGAUCCUUGCAGGAUACCUCAUUCUAGCAGCGUCCUUGGCCGCCAAUGCGUGCCGGAUAAUCUACGUUCGCUAUCACGCCCGACGGAAGCAAAAUGACUGGGAUCGGUCUCAUGGUCAUGCCCAAUUCCUUCUCUUCGCCCUUCUCGCGGCCCUGAGUUUGGGCGCCACCUGGUAUUACAUGUUUGCGUUCUUUGCGCACUCGUAUCGCAACUGGGCAGCAAGCCAAACGUUGAUCGAUCUGGCCGAUGCUCAGGUCAACAUGCUGACCAAGUUGGAGCUCUGGCUACAGAAUGCAAAACUCUUCCGUGAAGCUUGGGAGACCGUCAUUGAGACCCCUGCGCGAUUCUGGUGGAGCGGUCAGAUCUUCCUGUGGACUACUGGGUGGAGUGUCUUUCUUGGUGUCAUGGCUCGGAGAUUCGCAAUUCCCCAUGUCUGGGCGUACAUGCUUCUGGGCCAAAUUGUUGCCAUUUCCUUUGCACAGAAUCUGUUCUUCGCCACCAUUCUGGUCUCCAGACGACCCGUUCCAGCGAACGUAGGAGGUCAAAAGGCCGGCCAAAUCCCGAAGCAAGACUCUACAGUCGUCUGGUCACCUCCGUUGUAUCUGGAGAUUCUGCCCGUGGCGAUCUCUCUCAUCAGUACCGUCCUGGUUCCGACCGUUGCACAUACCCGGUACUUCAUGUUGCUUUUGCUGAUCCCCCACCUUUUGCUGUUUGUUCCUGCGGUCUUGCGGCCGGGUCAGUCAUGGAACACAAAGGCGCAGUCCAAGGAGGGAAGCGCAGAGACAGUCUCCCAGCGAUACUCGAGUUUCUUCAGAUGGUACACGAUGGCGUGCGUAGCCAUCCAAGCGCAUUCCACAUUUGUGGUACUCCAAGACAUGGGGUUGGCAAUGGAUAUUCAUUCCCUGAAGACAUUCGUGUGCAGUAUUCCCGGCGUGAUCUACGAGCACCCAGCUGUCAGCAGUGUGAGCUGGGAUGUGAUAUUCUGCACUGUCACGGCGAUAGCUUGGAUCGUUGUGAAUGGCGGAGGCUCUCGACGGAUGCUCGGGCAAUGA
Molecule: messenger RNA, 1110 nt
Organism: Penicillium oxalicum
Lineage: Eukaryota; Fungi; Ascomycota; Eurotiomycetes; Eurotiales; Aspergillaceae
Exons: 2
Coding region: 1-1110 (369 amino acids)
Source: RefSeq, a predicted model, not a curated record